Dendrobium catenatum is the source of this 1459-nucleotide messenger RNA. RefSeq names its product bidirectional sugar transporter SWEET13-like. Gene Ontology annotation, molecular function: sugar transmembrane transporter activity. Bases 538 to 1152 code for a protein of 204 amino acids. The transcript has 4 exons. Gene Ontology annotation, cellular component: membrane. Gene Ontology annotation, biological process: carbohydrate transport. Lineage: Eukaryota; Viridiplantae; Streptophyta; Magnoliopsida; Asparagales; Orchidaceae. The record is from RefSeq and is a predicted model, not a curated record.
GUAAUUAACUUUUUAUUAAAUUUUUGGUCAUUUUAUAUGACCUAAAAUUGAUUUUAUUAUGUUUAUGCAAUGAUCUUAAUUUCAUAAAUAUCUCCUUUAAACUUAAAUCCUUAACCGCCAUAAAUCCUAAUAUAUGUUGCCAAAUAGUUUCUCAGGAUUUAACAAGAUUUAACAUUUAACAUACCAAACAGUUUUUAGGAUUUAACACAUUUCGGAUUUAUUAAAUCUGGAUUUACAGGAUUUAUUAAAUCCCACUAAAGUUAAAUCCAACUUGUUGCCAAACAGCCCCUAAGUGACCCAGAGAAAAAAUGAGGAGAGCAGCAGCGAAACGAAGCACAAAGGAGGCACGAAGGAAACCCUAAAAAUCGCACAAGGGGGCGCAGGGCGAUGGAGUUUUUUAUGUUUGGUUUCUUAUUCUUUCUCUAAUUGAUUCGAUUUUUCAUUAUAACCUGCAGGCCUAUAUUUUAUCGAAUCCUGCAGAAGAAAUCAACUGAAGAGUUCAAAUCGGAACCGUAUAUUAUUGCUCUUUUCAGUGCAAUGCUAUGGCUUUACUAUGCUUUCAUCAAAACAAAUGAGCUCCUCCUUAUAAUCGUUAAUUCAAUCGGGUGCAUUAUCGAAAUCUUUUACAUCACCAUUUUCCUAAUCUUUGCUGCAAGAAAAGCUCGCAUUUACACAGCAAAGUUGAUCCUCAUUUUGAUCGUUGGAGUUUUUCCGAUGAUUGUUCUCAUCACCCUUCUCUUAUUUAGAGGCUCUUCUCGCUUGCAAGUUCUCGGUUGGAUCUGUGUGGCCUUUGCUGUUUGCGUUUUUGCCGCUCCUUUAAGUAGCAUGAAACGAGUUAUACAAACUAAGAGUGUUGAGUUCAUGCCAUUUAACUUGUCCCUCUUCCUCACAUUGAGAGGCAUUUCAUGGCUCUUCUAUGGUUUGCUUUCCAAUGAUAUAUUUCUCCUGCUGCCAAACAUACUGGGUGUUACUUUUGGAUUUGUGCAGCUGCUUCUCUACUUCAUCUAUAGGGGCAAAGAAGAGGUUCAUAAAGAUCGCAGGGCUGAUAAAGUGGGACCUGAGGUUGAUAUUAAUAUGAUUGUGGAAGAAUGUUUCAGUGACAAGAAACAAGGCCACAACUCAAGCGAAUUACGAGCGGAGCAGAUCGUCUGAAAGCCUAUAUAGUUUGAGCUGUGAUGAAGAACUAUGAUACUUUCUAUAGUUUAUUAUAAUUACGAGACUAAUAUCAAAGUGAAUAAAGUCUUUGUGAUAUGCUAAUCGUAAAAUUAUAGGUUAUAUACUUCUAUCACUACUUCUUACAUAUAUAGCUUCUUCAUCCUUGGAAAUUUACAGUACGUGUAUGAGUUCCAUUUGGUUAUUAUAUUAAGUAUGCAUUCCUAUAUAUCUGUGAUGCUUCUUAAAAUAUAUGUAUCAAAGAUUUCUUGAUCCUUUAGAGUAACUCUUAUUAAAAUAUGUAAAA